This is a messenger RNA of Neoarius graeffei (lesser salmon catfish), 1752 nucleotides long. RefSeq names its product family with sequence similarity 168 member A (gene fam168a). Bases 214 to 885 code for a protein of 223 amino acids. The record is from RefSeq and is a predicted model, not a curated record. Gene Ontology annotation, biological process: positive regulation of base-excision repair. The transcript has 8 exons. NCBI's taxonomy places the organism in Eukaryota, Metazoa, Chordata, Actinopteri, Siluriformes, Ariidae.
AAUGCUUCUGCGUUUCCAUACUGCCUGCAAAAAAAAAGAGAGAGAAGAAAAAAAGGCCCCAAAUCGCUGGAGCAAAGGGAAAAAACGAGCCAGAGGAGAAAAGACAGAGGAAGGCCACGUUCAUAACGGACUAAUACACGGAAAUCUGCUUCUAUAAAUAAAAUAACGAUUUGCAUAUCCAUCCUUCCUUCAUUUGCCUUUGCUUCAGUGAGAAUGGCAGGCGGACCCCCCUCUGACAAAUACACUUUUCUCUACCCAACAGACAGCAGCUUAAAGAGUAAGAGCAGAGUAUCCAGUAUGAACCCCGUGUACAGUCCAGUGCAGCCUGGGACUCCAUAUGGAAACCCCAAAACCAUGGCCUACACAGGUUACCCAGCAGGCUAUCCUACUGCAGCGCCUGCCUACACACCAAGCCUCUAUCAGACAGGCAGUCCAGGGUACCCUCCAGGAUACACUACAGGGACGCCAUAUAAAGUUCCCCCGUCUCAGUCGAAUGGUGCUCCUCCACCAUAUUCUCCAUCUCCGAGCACAUACCCCUCAGCCAUGUACCCCAUCCGCAGUGCCUACCCUCAACAGAACCUCUACACUCAGGGAGCCUACUACACCCAGCCUGUGUAUGCUGCACAGCCCCAUGUUAUCCAUCACACCACAGUGGUGCAGCCCAAUAGCAUCCCAUCUGCCUUGUACCCUGCCCCAGUGCCCCCUGUGACCCCACGGCCCAGCGCACUCACCAUGGGCAUGGUGGCAGGAACCACGAUGGCCAUGUCUGCAGGAACGCUGUUGACCACACCCCAGCACACUCCCAUUGGUCCACACCCUGUUACGGUCCCAACGUAUCGUCCGCAAGGAACGCCUGGCUACAGCUACGUGCCACCUCAUUGGUAGAGCCCACCUGUCAAUCAUAUCUGGAGUUAAACGUCGUAUGCAAAAUCCUCAAGUGUUACACGGGCUCUCUGUGAUCAGCAGCUGCGCCUGCCAGAACAGAAGAAAAAAGGGUCACUUUAUGCAUUCUUGUAUCUUUUUUUUUUUGUAAAAGCUGCUUUUUUAAUUUAAUUUUUUCCCUCUUUUUUUUCCUAAUUUAAUUUCUUCUUGUGUUUUUAGUCUUACUAUUCCUGGCCUAUGUCAUUGUGUAAUUUCUUUUUAAAUCAAAAUUAUUAACAAUCAGCUCCUGCAGAAACUCCAGAAUGAUUUUGACCAAUUACGACUUUGAAACAAUGUGCUUUUUUAUGUUAUUGUUGUUCCUGUUUUUGUUAUUGUUGUUUCAUAUUUCCACCAGUGAGUGGGAAUGUACAUUGCACCAUGCUCAUCAUAUCUGUCAUGCCAAAUAUUCUAAGGUUUAGCUAGUAGUACAGGAUUUUUCUUUAUAUUUGUGUCAAUUUGCAAUUUUCAGAUUCCCUUUUCAGAAGGGCUGAGACGGGUUUCUGCUUUUCAGUUUUGAUUUCACUCGAAUUUCUUCUGUUCAUCCUCUAGCAUUGAUAACAAGGGUGUCUUCCAGCAUGUAGCAGUUUAUUAGGUACAUUUGUAACAAGUUUAGCAGUGUUUAGGGCAGCUCGACAUGGUUCAGACUUCAUUAGGAUGUCGAGUGCUGACACUAAUCUCAGUUAUUCACUUAGUAGAGGACUCUGGUUUCUUUAUUUAUUGGAUCAUCUGGAUAGAGUAAGCAUCUAAAUUAUGAUGUGCAUAUUAUAUUUCUAUAGAUGCAUGUGAUGUGCAGAGAUGUGCUCUUGCAGGUGUUUGCAAUUGCACAUACAG